AUGUUGCAUAGUGGCAGCGCGCCAGAAUUCGUAUUGAUUCAUACGCUGUUAUCGGCGGCAGAAGGUGGAGCACCAGAUGGUUUGGCCCCACCACAACCAGAAACGGGAGAGGAUGGAGAGAUUGUCGGAGGACCGAGAACACCACAGCAAAUUGCUGCUCAAAAAAGACUGCAGCAAACGCAAGCUCAAGUCGAUGAGGUAUGUGAAAUAAUGAAAUCUAACGUGGACAAAGUCCUUGAUCGUGAUGCUAAGUUAUCAGAACUGGAUGACAGAGCAAAUGCGUUACAACAAGGAGCUUCACAAUUUGAGCAGCAAGCAAAAAGUCUCAAAAAUAAAUUUUGGCUGCAGAAUCUAAAGAUGAUGAUCAUCAUGGGAGUCAUUGGAAUCGUGAUAAUAGGCCUCCUGUUUGUUCGGUAUCGCGGAACACCGUCUAUGCCCAGCAUCACUCCUGUAGCAGCCACCAAUGCUACUCUGCCCGUUGCCUCUACUAACUGUAAGUUCUGUCUUUCUGUCUUCUUCAUCAAUCUUAAUAACUUCAUCUACCAAUAA
Molecule: messenger RNA, 549 nt
Organism: Leptosia nina
Lineage: Eukaryota; Metazoa; Arthropoda; Insecta; Lepidoptera; Pieridae
Source: the annotation of a GenBank genome assembly